Messenger RNA from Sebastes umbrosus (honeycomb rockfish), 1514 nucleotides. RefSeq names its product copine-9. The transcript is spliced from 16 exons. Gene Ontology annotation, molecular function: calcium-dependent phospholipid binding. Bases 257 to 1513 code for a protein of 418 amino acids. The record is from RefSeq and is a predicted model, not a curated record. Lineage: Eukaryota; Metazoa; Chordata; Actinopteri; Perciformes; Sebastidae. Gene Ontology annotation, biological process: cellular response to calcium ion. Gene Ontology annotation, cellular component: plasma membrane.
CUCCAGCGACCGUCAGCAGCAUCAACUAGUCCACCCGGAGCCGAACCGGUCCAGAUCCUCCAGCUCUCCUCCUCCUCUCCAUCCUCUCCUCCUCCUCCAGCUCUCCAUCCUCCCGGGUGGAUGGAAGCAGCAGCAGCAGCUCUCCUCCUCAGAGUGAACUAGAGGUGUGAUAGAAGUGAGAACUUGCUUGUUUCACUGAGCAGCAGCAGAAGAAGUGAUUGAAGUGAUUGCAGAUCUUCAGUGAUCUUCAGUGAUUAUGGCGACAAUAGGAGACUUCGACCCGCUGAACUCCACCGUCCCUGCGACCAAGAUAGAGAUCACCGUGUCCUGCAGAAACCUGUUGGACAUGGACACCUUCUCCAAGUCCGAUCCAGUGGUGGUGUUGUACGUGCAAGGCCUGGGGACCAAGGAGUGGAGAGAGUUUGGUCGGACAGAAGUGAUCGAUAACACACUGAACCCCGACUUUGUGAGGAAGUUUGUCCUGGAUUUCUUCUUUGAAGAGAAGCAGAACCUUCGCUUUGAUGUGUACAACGUGGAUACCAGGAGCUCCAACCUUUCCAAACAUAAGGACUUCCUGGGUCAGAUGUUCUGUACGUUGGGGGAGAUCCUCGGUUCGACUGGCAGCCGGCUGGAGAGGACGCUCUCUGGGAUUCCUGGUAAGAAGUGUGGAUCCAUCAUCUUCUCAGCUGAGGAGCUCAGUAACUGCCGGGACAUCGCCACCAUGCAGCUCUGUGCCAACAAGCUGGAUAAAAAGGAUUUCUUUGGCAAGUCGGACCCGUUCCUCGUCUUCUACCGGAGCAACGAGGACGGGACGUUCACCAUCUGCCACAAGACCGAGGUGAUCAAGAACAACCUGAACCCCGUCUGGCAGCCGUUCACCAUCCCUGUCCGAGCCCUCUGUAACGGAGACUAUGACAGGACGGUCAAAGUGGACGUCUACGACUGGGACAGAGACGGGAGUCACGACUUCAUCGGAGAGUUCACCACCAGCUACAGAGAACUGUCCAGAGGCCAAAGCCAGUUCAAUGUUUAUGAGGUGUUGAAUCCUAAAAAGAAAGGCAAGAAGAAGAAAUACGUCAACUCAGGCACGGUCACUCUGCUGUCCUUCAAAGUGGAGUCAGAAUGCACGUUUGUCGACUUCAUCAGAGGAGGGACACAACUCAAUUUCACCGUGGCCAUCGACUUCACAGCGUCCAACGGUAACCCGUCCCAGCCCACCUCGCUGCACUACAUGAGUCCGUACCAGAUGAAUGCGUACGCGAUGGCUCUGAAGGCCGUGGGGGAGAUCAUCCAGGACUACGACAGUGAUAAACUCUUCCCAGCGUACGGCUUCGGAGCAAAACUUCCCCCCGACGGCAAGAUCUCCCACGCCUUCCCUCUGAACUCCAACACAGAAAACCCAAACUGUGUGGGCAUCGAGGGCGUUCUGGAGGCUUACUUCCAGAGCCUGAGAAGUGUUCAGCUGUACGGACCGACCAACUUCGCUCCCGUCAUCAACCAGGUGGCUCGGUGAG